CAAUGGCGGAGACACCUAUGGUGACUGUAGAAUGUUAUAAAUAAUUGUGAAGAUUGCGCCCGCGCAUAGUCUUCACAGUGAGGUGCCUGUCAGACAAUAUGCAAAAAUGGCCGUACCUGCUAGUAUGGUCAUUCCUGGUCGCGGUAACCGCUGGCCACCGGGUCACAGAGAGCCUGGAGAGUGAUGAAGCUCAGAACACCACUACCCUGUACCCUGUCCCUGAAGCGGCCCCCAGGAACAGCAGUGAAGAACACAAAGAGAAAAAAUCAAAUUCAAAUGAAUCUACAUCUUGGAAGAUUGAAGCAGCAUUUGCCGAAUCCAAACUGCCUGAAGACUUCAAAGACAAUCAGACUAAAGAGAGAGAUGAGAAGAAUUGCAGCAAAGAGUUUCGCCCGAGUCCUCCGCUGGGAAUCAUUGGAGAUAGCGAGGAGAGUCUGCGAACUCGUGCGCAGGAUAAUUUUAUACCUAUGAAGAAGCCCGCUUCAGGAUUCCUUGGUUCUCCAAACAGACCGUUCAAAUCCAGUUUCUACAGUCCUCCGAAAGAAGUCUUCAGACAAAACGAUUUUCCGUACAAGAUUGAAAGCAGCAUUUUCACUAAAGCCAAGGGCGGUUGGUCGUCCAUAGAAUCUAAGCCUACGGUGGAAUCCCCAGUUAGAGUCCCCGCUGGAGGUCUGUACAAUUCCCCGGAUGCCUUCAAAGACAAGCCUGGACUUGAUGGGGGAGAUGACAACUUUGGACUAGAAUUCAAUAGGGGCGUGAAGGAUGGCCCUGCGGAUGUCAAAAAACGGUAA
This is a messenger RNA of Amyelois transitella, 791 nucleotides long. RefSeq lists its product as uncharacterized. Bases 99 to 791 code for a protein of 230 amino acids. The transcript is spliced from 5 exons. The record is from RefSeq and is a predicted model, not a curated record. Lineage: Eukaryota; Metazoa; Arthropoda; Insecta; Lepidoptera; Pyralidae.